This is a messenger RNA of Rotaria sordida, 678 nucleotides long. Lineage: Eukaryota; Metazoa; Rotifera; Eurotatoria; Philodinida; Philodinidae. The record is from the annotation of a GenBank genome assembly.
AUGCAGAAUCGAAUUAUACCGUUUACAUAUGAACAAUUAAGAGAAUUACAACAUCAAGAUGAGCAAACGAAAUAUAUGAUGAUGACAAAGUCACUUCCUCAAGUACCAUUUGUACCUAAGGGGCGGAUACGCCCCGACAUAAUAAAGAUUUACCAUGAUACACCAGCAAAUGGUGCACAUUUUUGUCGAGAUAGAGCUAUUCACGAGAUCCAACAGCGAUACUUUUGGCCAAAUAUGGUGGCAGAUAUACAAAACCACAUUAAAUCGUGUAUUCCAUGUUUACAAAAUAAUCAUACACGUCGAAAACCAUCCGGUGCAUUAAAACCAAUUAAACCACCAGAAGGAAUCUGGCAAUUAUUGACAAUGGACUUUCAUGGACCAAUUACACCAACAACAAGACAAGGCAAUAAAUAUAUUAUUACAUUAACGGAUGUAUUAUCAAAAUUUGUUAUUACUAAAGCAGUACGCGAUUGCACCGCAACAACGGCAGCACAUUUUAUUAUGGAAGAUGUUAUUCUUAAAUAUGAAACUCCAAAAUGUAUUCUUACAGAUAACGGUACUCAUUUUACCGCCUCAAUGAUAUCUGAAUUAUUCAAGAAAAUUGGUGUUACACAUUUAUAUUCUACACCUUAUCACCCGAUGACAAAUGGACAAAUUGAACGUUAUAAGGUUAGUUAG